Molecule: messenger RNA, 5752 nt
Organism: Corticium candelabrum
Lineage: Eukaryota; Metazoa; Porifera; Homoscleromorpha; Homosclerophorida; Plakinidae
Exons: 20
Coding region: 146-5611 (1821 amino acids)
Molecular function (GO): protein binding; calcium ion binding
Source: RefSeq, a predicted model, not a curated record
UCUCUAGCCUCUUCUCAUUAUUUGUACAUGUUAAUGAAAUACUAUCGGAUGGGUUUUUCUGUCACACUAGAGGAGUGUGUAUGACAAAAUUGCUUUUGACAGUUCUCUAGUCACAACGGUACAAGUGCAGCUGCAGUGACCAGACAUGUCUGCAUGUGCUAAACUUUUGUCGCUUGCCAUAGUUUUUCAUCUCUGGUGGUCUGAUGCAUUUAUGCCAAAUCCUGUAUUUUCGUUUCCACCUCCAGGGUCUGCUGUCACUGAAGAACCUGGCUUGAAUCCUUCAGAUUCAUUUGACAAGUUUGAUUCAGCGCAGUGUGGAUCUCCUCUUAGGGAUGGAUCAUGGAGUCACCAGGAUAUUGUUCGAAGAGCCUGCCUCAAUGUUGUAGCAAAGUUUUAUGAAGAAACAAUGCCUAUAGUAACUACAGGAAGUGUACAAUCACUCCCCCAUCUUACCCCUACAACACUGAUGAGAUCUGUGUUUGGAUCUCAAGCAUCUAGUGCUAAAUUUGAGCAAGCAAUUAUAGAUUUGGAAAGAGCAGCAGCUAGAAUGGAUCUGUUCUAUGAAGUGAAUGCCACAUUGGAUCAGGCUGCCAACAUAGCAAGAGUACACUUUGACGAUGAAGAGUUUGAAUUGGGUCAUAGAUAUCUACUGCAACUUCGACGUCAAAUGUUCAGUGCUCUCCAACAAGGAUCAGAGUCUGCCGCAAGAGACUUGGCUGGUCGAUAUAUGUUUACUCUCCAAGACUUUUAUGCUCACUCAAAUUAUGUAGAACUAGGACAUGAUGAACCUUUAGUAGAGCUAGGAAUGCCUGGAUCUGCAAACUUUUUGAAAACAGUAGCAGGGAAGAGUGAAGCAACAUGUGAUGAUUGCAGGACUGCUACUGAUACUUUAGCAUGUUCCAAUACUUGCAAUCGAAACACUGCAAGGUACAGCCGUUUGACUAGUGGAUAUCUGUUCUAUCCAAAGGAGAGAGUGGGACCUGGCUACAGAGAAAAACCUAGCAGGAAAUGCAGUCAUGGUGACCCAGUUGAUCAGUCAAGGACACAUUCAGCAACUGGUGGCAUCAAUAAGAGUACAAAAAACUGUAUCAAAUCUCCUCAUUAUGAUCUUCAUGAAAAGGCAGCCCAGCUUGCAAUCAAGGCAACAGAAAAUUUUCUUUUGUCUAUCCGUGUUGUUGUUGGUGAUGACAAAUUUCUCCAAUUUUUCUCUCUUGGCACAACUGUGCAAGGGUCUUCUCUGUGUUUUGUUGUUGACCAGUCUGGGAGCAUGGGAGAUGACAUUAUUGCUGUACGCAAUCGAGCAAAGCAGAUUGUUCAGAGCAGCAGCCAACCAUACAACUACAUUCUUGUCCAAUUCAAUGAUGAUGAUCAAACUCCAGCAUUUGGACCUCCCAUUGUCACUCAAGAGUCAAAUGAGUUUCUGAAUCAUUUGGACAAUCUACGUGCUAGUGGUGGUGGUGACUGUCCUGAGCUAGCAAUGAGUGGAUUACAACUGGCUCUAAUUAACUGUCUUCCAGGCUCUCCAAUCUAUGUGUUCACUGAUGCUGGUCCUAAAGAUUCUGGCCUAAAGGCUACCAUAUUCAGUCUGAUUGAUAGUCGCAAGAGUCAGGUGAACUUUUUCUAUACUGGUUCUUCCCCUCCAUGUGGUGAUGCGCCAGAUCUUUUCUCUGCUAUUGCAUCUCGUUCUGGUGGACAAUUCUUAAGUAUUACAAAGGAUGCUGUUGCUGAAGCAACAACCAUAACACAAUCAUCAUCUGAUGAGUCUCAGGUAGUACUCUUGACAGCAUCAAGUAAUACGAACAGCAAGACCUACAACAUUUCCGUCGAUUGCACAGUGACUGGGCUAGUUAUUUCUCUCAGUGGAGCUAAUCCUCAAGCAGAAGUGACAGGUCCAGAUGGUGUUGUUGUUAGUGGUGAGAGAGUUUCCUUGCCAAAUGUUCUAGUCAUUACUGUCACAUCUCCAGCCACAGGAAAUUGGAUGGUCAAGACAUCAUUUAGUAGUAGUGAUCACUCAGUUAGCGUCAAGGCAUCUAGCACUAUUGAUUUCUCACACGAAUUUGUGACCAUUGAUGGACGUCCAGGACACUGUGGUGCUUUUCCACUCAGUGGUCUUCCUAUAGCAGGUACUCUGAGCAAAGUAAUAUAUUCUAUCCGUGGGUUGGAAGAUCUUGUCUCUGUGGAUGGUGUUGAUUUAAUUGACACUGAAGGGGACGUAAUUGACAGCAAUGACCUUGAGAAAGGUCCAGUUCACUCCACACAUUUAUAUGGUGCUGCCUUCAUUCCACCCAGCCAAGAUUUUCGUUUUCGUUUACAUGGUUAUGAUAAAUGUGGCAAUCAAUUUAGUAGAUUCUCAACAACAACAGUGAAAGCUCAGACAGUUGCAUUCAGUCCUAAGGGUAACAUUGAAAGUGUAGUCAGUCCUGGUAAAUUCACUAAUGCAACCUUUGAGCUGUACAACAGCGGAGAGACAAGCGACUUUGAUAUAGAAGUUCAUGAUGAUCUUGGUACUUUAGAAAGUCUUGAUGUAGAAAUUUUAGAUGUUGGUGUUGAUGAUUUGUUUGGAGGCAGACGUCGUCGUGGCAGUUCUCGAUUGGCGAAAACAGUUACAUUGAAACAAAACCAGGCAGCUAAAGUGACUGUGACAUUUGGACCUCCAAAAGAAGCAAAAAUUGGCAGUGUGAACACAGCUACUGUUACUGCUUCAUCUCAAGACGGAAAAACAUUUAACUAUGCUGUCUUGCAAAUUGCUGUUGUUCCAGAAGUGGAUGAUGAAACACCACCAACAUGCAGCAUACUGUCGAAUACAGCUUGUGAUGAUGUACAAGUUCACUACUGCAAUGAGAGUACAUGGGAGGUGACAGCAAGAAUUCAGGACACUGGUGUUGGGCUGCAGAAUGUAAGGAGUCGUCAAAGAGAUGUGCAGUUUUCUCAUGCAGCAUUUGAGAGUGCAACAACUUCUAGCGUGGAUAUAGUUGCAAUGUCAUCUUGCUGCCAUCUAUCAGUAGAUAUUGAGGUCUCUGAUGUAGUGGGUAAUCUCAAGACUUGUGGAGUUGCUAUACCACCGGGAAUAGAAGACGGUGACAUCUCUCUAGAGACUAUACUGUUGCCUGUCAAUCGCUCGGGAGUUGUUGUAGCUCGUAUUGCUGUUGUGAAUAGAACAACCUUGUUUUACUCAGUUAAUGCCACUGGUGUGCGUGCUACUGCAUUUCGUCUAUCAACUCCUGAAGGAAUCAUUUUUACUAUUGGUGGUUUAACUGCAGGAAAAACACUAUCUGGAUACCAUGAAAUAGAAGGACGCCAUGUGCCUAGCAUAUAUUCUCGCCAAGCUACAGUGUCACUGGUGUCAAAUGAGUUUCCAGGAGGAGAGAUCACAAGUAAACUAGUUCGUAAUGGUCCUUCAAUUGUUCCCGAAUUCACUGCUCUAUUGAAGUGUCUCAUGUCAGAUGGAUUGUGCAGAUAUGGUGGGUAUGCAGGUAUUAGUUUGAACAAUACAAACUCAUUGGCUACUCUAUCUUUGGUGUUGCAACAUCAAUCUGCUACACAUCUUUACGCAGAACUGCUAGGACCAGAUGGAAGCAGAAAGCCUCUAGUUGACACUAAUUUUCUUAUCACAGAGUCUUCUUCUAGUCCACCAUACAAAACACCUUCAGCAUUCUCUAGUCCUGCCAUUGAUAAAUUUGGGGUUACCACAAUCUCAAAACAAAUACAAAUCAUGUCUCUGUAUGCCCAAUAUCUUCGACUAGGAGAGCUGUCUAUUGUUGUUGCUGUUGAUGAUGUUACUCUUCAAGGAAAGUUCAAUGGUUUGUGUGGAGUAUGUGAAAGUGAUGAUCAACCAGUAUGUGCAUCAAAUGGUCAAACGUUUAUAACAGAAUGUGCACUGAAGACAGAAGUUUGUGUGAAUAGUUCAGAUAUAUUCAUGCUUUACAAAGGACGUUGUCAAGGUAACACUAACUAUAUUGAACAUGGUCAAACUGAAUUCAGGGCAUCAUCAAACAGAGAACAUUGUAAGGUUGUGUCUGUACCACACAGUCGGCUGUACCCUCAUAAGGACACCAAAGUUAUACUAUCAGUCAGUGAUCCAAAGGCAACUGUAGCACCUGCUGUGUGGACUAGAAGAGUUACUCACAAAGAAUUGGAGGUGUGUGUCAGACGGCAGAGACCAGAAAGCAAUGGUCAUCGAUUUCAUGUUGAUUGGCUGUUGUAUCAAGAUGCUCCAACAGGAUCACAAGCAGGCAGCAUAACAAUGAGUCCAUUUGGUGUAGGCAUUGUUUGCCAGAGUGUGUCUUCAUCGAAAUUCAGACCUAUAAGAAAACCAGUUGUUCUGGCUGCUAUAGAUGCAACUAAAGUCAUUGGAAGUUAUGAACCGGUUGCUGUCUUUGUGGAGUCGGUGACAUUGUAUUCAUUCUCUCUUUGUGUUAAUGAACUUCGGUUGUUCUCAGGCAUUCAUGCCAACAUAACUGUUAACUGGAUUCGAUUUUCUAUCAAGACUGGCUUUGAAGGGCUAAAGAGUAAUUCAGAAUCAAACUCUGUCGUAAUGUGGCCGCUUAGUUCACACUUUACUCUUCGAUCAAAAUGCAAGUGGCAGAGGUUUUCUCAACUAUAUUCGAAACCACCCAGAGUUAUUGUCACACUGCUAUAUGUUCAUCGUAGAUCUUUUUGUCAACAGCCUAUUCUAGCGUGGACGCACAAUGUGACUCGGUUUGGAUUCUAUUGUUGUGUCACUCAAACAAUUUGUAGUGUAACAGAAGUUGGGAGGAAUAGUGUUGAGGUCUCAUGGCUUGCAAUUGAAGAUAUUUGUCUCCAUGGUUGGGUUGAACUGAAUGGUUACUGUCACAAAGCCAGUGAUACUUGUUUGUCAUUCCGUCGGGCAAAAGCUCACUGCUCGGUCAUCAGUCGAACAGCAAAAGUAUCUGUGGCUCGUAGCUAUGCUCAUAAUUUUUUCCUUGGACAACUUACUCAAAAUCCAUGGGUUAAUGUCAAUUACUUCAAUUUGUUCAAUAAUUGGGGGAAUCAGAAUGACCAAAAUUAUCCGGAAAAUUUCUGUCCGUUUAUAUCAAAUGAUGGUAACUAUACAUGGAAGAUCGAUAACUGCAACAAAUGUCACAAUGUCAUAUGUCAGACUGAUAUUGAUGAGUGUGCUCUGGGACUGCACAAUUGUCAUACGAAUGCCACUUGCAUCAACACAUUUGGUGGAUUCCAGUGUACAUGUAAUGCUCCUGCUUUUAGAGGAAAUGGAACCCAUUGCAAGAUUGACAGAUGUGUUACUAACAUGCACAGAUGCCAUGAACAUGCAACCUGCAAUAGAAGAAAUAACUCGAGAGGCUACACUUGUACUUGUAAUCAUAAUUAUGUUGGAAAUGGGUUCUUCUGUACUUUGGAUGAAUGUGUUGAUGUAUCCGGAAGUGGUGAAAGUGAAUAUCCAUUCUCAGGAAAUGGAUUCUCAUGUGCCAAUUGCCGUGUGAAAAAGAUUAAUCAGCUUUAUUAUACCACAACAAUAAUUCGCACUGAAAAGCCAUGUUUCACUCUUUUUCGCUGUACUAGAUACAAGCAUGUACGGGUUCCCCAAUAUCGGACAAGGUACUAUCAUAGUCAGGUUGGUUGCAGGAGUUAAACUUUUCUACCUGCACUCAACUGUACUGUUGGUAUCUGAGUUGGUUUUGCGUUGAGAAGUUGAGUAUUCUUCGUUGUUUGUCACAGUUCUGUAGGUUUAAAUUGUUAUUGCAGUGCAUUUCAAUUUACUGUUGAAAAAUCA